AUGGGACAAGCAUACAGCCUGUUUACAAAGAUUGAAAUUGACGCUCCCCCGGACAUAGUUCGAUCAGUGCUGCUCGACUUUGAGCGUCACAAGAACUGGCAUGGGACAUAUGUAUUCAAAUGCUUGGACCCAAAAAUAAAGCCCAUCGACCUAAAGCCCGGAGACAAGCUAGACAUGGAGAUAAGAGGCUACACAUUCAUGGGCUACCCGUACCCCUUUCGAUUUCAGCCCACGAUCCGGGAAAAUAUUCCAGAGUUGUUGGAAUGGAAUGGUGGCCCAAGGAUGAUAUUCAAUGGGACUCACAGCUUCAUCUUUUCCUAUAGCCGGGAGAACCCUGGCGGUACGACCUUCAUCCAGAGCGAGGCAUUCACCGGGCUGCUUGCCUUUCUCGUCGGCCAAAACUGGGCUUUCGGGAGGCAGAGCCUGGGGCACUUCCAGGCGCUCAGCCAGGACCUGAAAACGGCCGCUGAGCAACAGGCUAAUGGGUUGGGUGCCGGGGUUUCCUGA
Messenger RNA from Clonostachys rhizophaga, 507 nucleotides. The record is from the annotation of a GenBank genome assembly. NCBI's taxonomy places the organism in Eukaryota, Fungi, Ascomycota, Sordariomycetes, Hypocreales, Bionectriaceae.